This is a messenger RNA of Sardina pilchardus (European sardine), 3123 nucleotides long. It is a transcript of the gene tmem71, whose product is annotated as transmembrane protein 71. The record is from RefSeq and is a predicted model, not a curated record. The coding region runs from base 175 to 1185 and encodes 336 amino acids. Lineage: Eukaryota; Metazoa; Chordata; Actinopteri; Clupeiformes; Clupeidae. The transcript is spliced from 9 exons.
UCCCGGUGGCCGUCGGUCGAAUUGCCUACCGCCUCGCGAGCCGUUGAUAAACAGACACACAGCUCUCCGCUCCUGCGAGACAAGUACCGGAACGUAACGACCGACCUGCUCUCGCGACUCGGGACAAGGAAACGCGUGAUCCGCCGGCUGGAAUCUUGCACAGCACUGUGAAAUAUGGCGUUCUUCUUCAGAGGAGCCGUCACUAGUUCUCCAGUUAAGAGCAGAGACACACCGGCGGAUGAGUCAUGCCACAGUCUGGGCGUGUCUUUCCUGUCAGACUCCUCCUACGAAUGCUUCUCAACCAAUCCGCUGACAGGAUCUGUGUGUCAGUGUCGCCGUAGCCCCCGUCUCCUUGGCAACGGUUAUUAUGUGCUGACAGAGGACAGUUUUGCCGUUGACGACGAGGGCAACGUCACCCUCACGCCCUCCAAGACCAACGUGUCCUAUAAAGAAAACCUCGUGCGAAUAUUCCGGCGGCGGCGGCGGGUGAGGAAGUCGUUGGCAAGUCUUCUCAGUGAUGUCAGCCAAUCGUGUCAGUCAUGGCUGGGAGGGGGCGUGUUCGGCUGGACUGACUCCGCCCUCCAGGAAGAGCCGUCCACUGAGGAGAGUAACCAUGACAACCACACCCCCCUCAGAGAUGACCACCCCCCCCUCAGAGAUGACCACUCCUCAUGUGUGUGUGGCCACACCCCCUUUGACCAUGGCCACUCCUCCACAUACAUCCGCACCCCCCUCAAAAGAGACCACACCCCCAUCCGGUUAAGCCACACCCCCACCAGGCGAAGCCACACCCCAGACAGGGAGUUCCCACACAGCUUCACCUACGAUCCAACAGAGAAUGUGUGCCCACCUGAUAAGUUGAAGAUUUCUCAGGAGGAGUUUAUGGAGGAACAGUGUCUGUCACAAGAGCAAUGUGGCCAAUCAGUGGGUGGACUGCUGGAAGUCCCGCCUCCCACAUUCAUCCAUGACAGAAGCCCCGCCCCCGCGGACACGCCCUCAGGCUCUCCGCUGGUGAAAGCCCUCCUCCUCCUCCUCCUCAUGCUGUGUGUGUGCACAGCCAUCUCCUCCAGAUGGUUGAUGGGAGGCGUUGUCGUGACGAUAAGCUUUCUCCUGAUGUCGUCAUUGCGUAAAGAUGUUAGGUGGAGGUGUGCAAAGACAGAGGACAUCACCUCCAGGAAUGAAUAACACACACACACACGCACGCACGCACGCACGCACGCACGCACGCACGCACGCACGCACGCACACACACACACACACACACACACACACACACACACACACACACACACACACACACACACACACACACACGCACGCACGCACGCACGCACGCACGCACGCACGCACGCACGCACACACACACACACACCUAUCCAUAUAUAUACAGUAUAUAUUUCACACACGCACAUACACACACACACACACACACACACACACACCUAUCCAGAUAUAAUAUCUCUCUCUCUCACACACACACACACACACACACACUCACACACAAGCAUACCCGUCCAGAUGAUCACACACACACACACACACACACACAUGUGUGACGUGGCUUGAGGAGUCGUGAGGCGCUCUGGGAGUUAGCGGCUAGUAGUUACCCAGACGACAGCCACCUGCACCGCUUCUCUCCGCACCAAAUAUUACACACACACACACACACACACACACACACACACACACACACACACACACAUACACACACACACACACACACACCAGUACCACUUCCCUCCUCACCAAAUAUUACAGGGCUUUUGUGACUGAUGAAUCAUUUAGUAUUUUAAUCACAAGGACUCGCUAAAUGUUUUAGCCAGAAGAACCUUUUAAAUGUUUUUAAUCAGAAGAACUGUUCUAGUGUUUUUAUCAGAGGACUUGCAAAAUGAUAAAUGCUAAACACUCUAUUUACCCGGACUGCUUUUGGCUAACGCUAGCGCUAGGCUGAACAUUUCUGAGGAAGUGUUUAAAAAGUGCCAUAUUUACGCUUUAAAUUCUCUUGAAUGAAAUGAAGUGCCUUCAUAUAACACACACACACACACGUAGGGAGUAUGUGGUGUGUGUUUCAGCACAGGGCUAAAAUAUUUGCCAAUUUGAGUCGAGCUAUAAGGACUUAACAGGGAAUAUGUCACUGUGACAUCAUGUCAUAGGGCUCCAUAAAGUGGGGCAGGAAGCAGGAAGCUUGUAGUUUUUAACAAGCUUGUAGUUUUUUAACCAGCAUUUUUCAACACUUCCAAAUUCAUAUGAAUCACACUCUAUUAAUGUGGGAUGUUGUAAUGGCAUAGUUAACCUGCUAAUAAAGACUUAUUACAGGUGAAUAAUGUCUUAUGAAGCCCCAUAAAGACUUAUCACAGGCGAAUAAUGUCUUAUGAAGCCUCAUAAAGACUUAUCACAGGCGAAUAAUGCCUUAUGUAGCCUCAAGGAAGGGCCAUGAUUGGUUGUGGGCGUUAGCAAGCAGGAAGGGUAAAUAAAACGUUUGUUAUUGUGAGAGAAGAGAAUAUAGGGAGCAUAAUAAUAGUGGUGACUAUCCAUGUGUGCAUAUGUGUUUGUCUUGGAUAAGGAGUUGUUGAACCCAACCCUGUUCCGGAGGAGUUUCAGGGACAAAAAAAUGAAGCAUUUCUUGAUAAAGUAAUAUUUAAAAACACACAGUAAUAAACUUUAAAUUGUAGGCAUUUAACAUUCAUCACAAUCAUCUUUUACAAACUCUUAGCAUAUGGAUACGUAGAUUCACUUUCAGUGGCCUGCGGUGUUAGCUGUGGCUAGCGGUGUUAGCUGUAGCCUGCGGUGAUAGAUUUGGAUUUCCAUGAAAUAUUAUGAGUACAGGAGCUCUUUGAGGCAUGUUAGCAGUGCUAGCUGUUAGCCAUGCUAAUGGUUAUCAUGGCUAUAUGCCAGUGGAAUGACAUGCUAGUGCUUAGCAGUGCUAGCUGUUAGCCAUGCUAAUGGUAAUCAUGGCUAUAUGCCAGUGGAAUGACAUGCUAGUGCUUAGCAGCAGCUCUGGCUCUGUGUGGUCCGUUAUCACGCUAGUAAUGAUGGAGGCAGCUGUAGCUAUGUGUGUGUGUAGUGUUAGCAGUAGCUUUGAUCACGCUAGUAAUGAUGGAGGCAGCUGUAGCUAUGUGUGUG